UGCCAACAGUCCAGUAGAAAAAGAGGAAAAAAGGGGAGAACUUCAAUCAUCCAGAUAGCAAAAGAACAAAAAAACGAGCCGAUGCAAAACAAUUCUCAACUCAUGCGGCUCACGGAAUGCACGAGAUUGCGGAGCGUUCCAGACACCCGAACGAGAACGAACACAGACACGAGCACACGACUGCACAAGCUGAGAGCGUCACUCGCACAGUCCCGGUACCCAAGCCAUGAGAGCCGCAUACCUUGCGUUGCGCAGGCUAGCUCGCCGCCGCCAUCGCCGCAGUAGCAGCAGCAGCGUCGGAUCAUUACCCCCUAAUCGUCGUCAACCACCCCACGAUUAUCUUAGUCCCCAUGUGAAUUAUACUACUAAUCUUUGCUCCCCGCGUGCGAUUAUUCUAUCGCCAUGGCGCCAUCCGCGAGCGUUUACUUUCGCCAGAAGCUCCGGGGCCGCCGCGGCUCAGCUGCUGCUGUUCUCCAGCCUCGCGGGGAGGGAGGGGGAGGGGGAGGUGGAGGUGCUGGACAUGGAGGCCGGCACGGUGCGGUGCGCGGCCAACUACGCGCCGCUGACGCCGCUCAGUUUCAUCGAGCGCGCCGCGGCCGUCUACGGCGACCGCGCCGCGGUGGUGUUCGGGGAGAGGCGGUACACGUGGAGGGAGGCGCGGCGGCGGUGCGUCCGCGUGGCCGCCGCGCUCGCCACCCGCUUCGGCGUCGCCCGCGGCGAUGUGGUUGCUGUUUUGAGCCCGAAUGUGCCGGCAAUGUACGAGCUGCACUUCGCCGUGCCGAUGGCCGGUGCAGUCCUGUGCACGUUCAACACGCGGCACGACGCGCCCAUGAUCUCCACCCUGCUCGGCCACUCCGGCGCCAAGGUGUUCUUCGUCGAGUCGCACCUCCUCGACGUCGGGAGAGCAGCGCUGAGGCGCCUCGCCGACACAGCGAACACCGCCACUCUCCCGGUUCUUCUAACCAUCUCCGACCACGGCGCCGACGACGGCGACUCAGGUUGCGUGGACUACGAGGAUCUUGUCAAGGACGCCCCGUCGCAGUUCGACAUCCGGUGGCCGGCGGACGAGAUGGACCCGAUCACGCUCAACUACACCUCCGGCACGACGUCGCGGCCCAAGGGCGUGGUCUACAACCACCGCGGAGCCUACCUCAACACCAUCGCAACAGUCCUCGCGUACGACAUCACCGCCAUGCCGACGUACCUGUGGACCGUGCCGAUGUUCCACUGCAACGGCUGGCAUCUGCCGUGGGGCGUCGCCAUGCAGGGCGGCACCAACGUCUGCCUCCGCCACUUCACGGCGAAGGUCAUCUUCGACAACAUCGCGCGGCACGGGGUGACGCACUUGGGCGGCGCGCCGACGGUGCUCAGCAUGAUCGCCAACGCGCCGGCCGCAGACCGGAAGGCUCUGCCUGGGCCGGUGCGCGUCAUGACGGGUGGCGCGCCGCCGCCGCCCCGCGUUUUGUUCGCCAUGGAGGGGCUCGGCUUCGUGGUGUACCAUAUCUACGGCCUCACCGAGACGUACGGCCCCGCCACCGUCUGCACGUGGAUGCCGGAGUGGGACGCGUUGCCGGCGGAGGAGCGGGCGCGGCUAAAGGCGCGGCAGGGGUUCCAUCACAUCGCGUUGCAGGUCGCCGUCAAGAACUCGACGACGAUGGAGAACGUGCCGAACGACGGGCAGACGGUGGGUGAGGUGAUGUUCCGGGGGAACACCGUGAUGAGCGGCUACUACAAGGACAUCGGCGCGACGAGGAAGUCCAUGGCCGGCGGUUGGCUGCACAGCGGGGACCUCGCCGUGAGGCACCCCGACGGAUACAUCCAGCUCAAGGACCGGGCCAAGGACAUCAUCAUAUCGGGCGGCGAGAACAUCAGCUCGAUCGAGGUGGAGUCGGUGAUCUUCAGCCACCCGGCGGUGCUGGAGGCGGCGGUGGUGGCGAGGCCGGACGAUUACUGGGGCGAGACGCCGUGCGCGUUCGUCAAGCUGAAGGAGGGCGCCAACGCCACGGACGCCGAGAUCAUAAGCUUUUGCCGGGAGAGGCUGCCGCAUUACAUGGCGCCCAAGACGGUGGUGUUUGAUGAGCUGCCCAAGACGUCGACGGGGAAGACGCAGAAGUUCGUGCUCCGGGAGAAGGCCCGGGCUUUGGGCAGUCUCACCAAGUCUGCCAACAGUAAACUGUAAGAUAAUUUGUGCUGUUGGGAGUUGGAUGGGGAAGCUCUGUUUGCAAAUUUGUCAUCCGUUUUUUUUUUCUGUUUCCAACGAUGUCAUUCGAAUGACACAUUUUUGGUUAUUUUUAUAUUUUUUAUAGUUUUAUAACAAUAAUUUAAA
This is a messenger RNA of Oryza brachyantha (malo sina), 2326 nucleotides long. Its product is annotated as probable acyl-activating enzyme 1, peroxisomal. NCBI's taxonomy places the organism in Eukaryota, Viridiplantae, Streptophyta, Magnoliopsida, Poales, Poaceae. Bases 227 to 2179 code for a protein of 650 amino acids. The transcript has 2 exons. The record is from RefSeq and is a predicted model, not a curated record.